AUGGAACUGGAAUCUUUAAACUUCAACUUAUCAUAUGACGAUAGUUCACUUUUGAUAGAUAAUAAUGUGACCAAUACCAUGGUUACUUCUGAAAUUUUAGAUGAUAGUGAAUCGAGAGUGAUCCAUAACUCUUCUCAACAGCCUUUCUUUAUUAAACUUCCUUUUCCUCCAACAAUAGAUAUUAAUAGCUUAAUUAAACCGAAUAGUACUAAACCAAUAAAAUCUUAUGACGUUUAUCGUUAUGUUUAUACUGAAGAACUUCGUUCGCGAAAAAUUAAUUUCAAAAUAGCACGAGUAUCACGAGAUAUUUCUAAUUCUUGGAAAAAAGAACCUAAAAUUGUAAAAGCGGAAUAUAAAAGACAUGCAGAUAACGCAAAUAAUCAAUACUUGUUGAAAUAUCAAAAAAAGCAACAAUUACAAUUACCUAUAAAUCAAUCGUCUCCUGCUGAUGAUACAACAUCACUUUUAACUCAUUUAAAUAAUUCUUCGCCUUCCAGGUCAGCAAUAGACCAAGAGGAGUUAUAUAAUCCGUUAGAUACUUGUAAGAAUAAUUUGAUACCAUUUAACGAAAAUCCGAUCGAUAAACAGACUACGUCUAGAGGUCAGAGAACUAAUCGCACAGCGGCUUGCAUUCAUUGUAAAAAAAUGAAGGUAAGAUGUGAAUGUUCGGACAAUGGUCAAUGCAGACGAUGUGUUAAAUUUGGUUAUGAAUGUUUAUUUGAACAACAACAAAAGAGAGGACCUAAACCUGGUAAAAAAGGUAAAAAAGUUAAAUCGAAUACACCCUGGGAAGAUUUUCAAAAUUUAAGAAAUGAUUUUAUGCAAAAAGUUCGUAAAUUAGACAUUGAAGUAGAAAUCAUAGCUCGUUCAAGCACUUCAAGUACAUCAAAUGAUACAUUACAAAAUUCAUUACAAAGUUCGUUACAAAGUUCAUUACAAAGUUCAUUACAAUGUUCAGAAAUAGAUUUGCAACAUCUUGCAUAUUUGGGAUCAACACCACUCAUAGAAAGAUUGGACCAGACAUAUUCUCCGGAAUUCACGACUUACACAACAUUCCCUUCGAUCGACUAUGAAACAUCAAGUAACCAAUUAAUUCCGAUGCCUGGUAACUUUAAUUUAGAAGACAUUGCUUUAGAAAAUGAUGAGAAUUGA
Molecule: messenger RNA, 1152 nt
Organism: Cetraspora pellucida
Lineage: Eukaryota; Fungi; Glomeromycota; Glomeromycetes; Diversisporales; Gigasporaceae
Source: the annotation of a GenBank genome assembly